GAAGGGGGGCGGCGGGCCGGGGCCAUGGACGAGCUCAAGCACCAAGUGAUGAUCAACCAGUUCGUGCUGGCGGCCGGCUGCGCCGCCGACCAGGCCAAGCAGCUGCUGCAGGCGGCACACUGGCAGUUCGAGACUGCGCUCAGUGCUUUUUUCCAAGAAACAAACAUCCCCUACAGCCACCACCAUCAGAUGAUGUGCACUCCUGCCAACACACCAGCCACGCCGCCCAACUUCCCCGACGCCCUCACCAUGUUCUCCCGCCUCAAGGCCUCCGAGAGCUUCAACAGCAGCAGCCCUGUGGCCUCUAUGGCGACAUCCCCGCCACCCCCGGCCCCACCGCUGCCCCAGCACGGGGCCUUCAACCCUGCCUGGCCCACGGCCUCACCCCCCGGCCAGCAGCAGACCAUGUGGACUCCAACCCCCCCAGCGCAGCCCGCGGGCUGGCCCGCCACCGUCUCCCAGCAGGCCACGGCAGAACAGAAGGCCAACGUGACCAUGGAGGCAGAGAGAUGAGGCUGCGGUGGAGAGCGAUUGCAGCGGGGACCCCUACAUAUAAAUUUAUAUAUAUAUUUCUCCCCCCCCCCCUCCCCAAA
Lagopus muta (rock ptarmigan) is the source of this 593-nucleotide messenger RNA. It is a transcript of the gene UBALD1, whose product is annotated as UBA like domain containing 1. The transcript is spliced from 3 exons. The record is from RefSeq and is a predicted model, not a curated record. The coding region runs from base 25 to 513 and encodes 162 amino acids. Lineage: Eukaryota; Metazoa; Chordata; Aves; Galliformes; Phasianidae. Gene Ontology annotation, molecular function: protein binding.